This is a messenger RNA of Colletotrichum tamarilloi, 954 nucleotides long. RefSeq lists its product as uncharacterized. The coding region runs from base 1 to 954 and encodes 317 amino acids. Lineage: Eukaryota; Fungi; Ascomycota; Sordariomycetes; Glomerellales; Glomerellaceae. The transcript is spliced from 4 exons. The record is from RefSeq and is a predicted model, not a curated record.
AUGGACUGGCUCCUCGAUGGGUCAUUGCUGAGUAAUAGUGAGACCGAUCUCGCCAACGUCUUUGAAUAUGAGCCAAGAUCUGUCAAAGUUGUCCAAUUAGACGACGAAGAUGGGGUAAGAGACCUUGACCAAAGCUACAAGCCCAAGAUCACUGUCGUGACCUCCAUGGCAUGGGAUGGCGACUUAGCUCUUUCGGUAACACACCUAUCAAAGACAGGUUCGACGAACGCUAUCGUCUUCGGCACCACUGCUGAAAUAGAGGAUGAGAUUAUUGACAGACUCUACUGCUCAUCCAGCGCCUUGUCACACCCAUUCCUACUUCCGGGAAUCUUCACUGAGCUAGAGAGAGAGAGACAGCUAAAGCGGCUCGUUGAGGAUACUCAAGGCGAGCUGGAAAAGGCUACAUACUACUUGGGUUCCGAUGAGGGAAGCGAAAGUGACCAGGCUGCUACCCAGCCAAUCAUUGACCUUUGGCUUAACACCACGGAGCUCCGAAAUGGCCUGUUCAACUGGAAGACACAGGUGGAAGAGAUGCUACUUCAUAUCGAAGGAAUGGCCGAGAGUUACUCAACAUCAAACGUCAUGGAUGGACGUUCGGCAUUUGCUUGUGCCGAUACCAAAGCAGAUCUAAAGCGGAAGCAAGCAAAAGUGAAUUCUAUGAUCAGAAACCGACUGAGGUCGAUAAUAAACGAUUGUCAAAGUUCAAAAGUUCUGACUGGAAUUUCUCACGUUCGAGCCCUAGUUGUAGACAAGGCGUGGAAUGAGAAGCGUCCGUCAGCAGACCUGACGGAAGUAGAUAAAGUACUUGCUACAGUCACUACAAUGGAACAAAUGACCGUCUCCAAAUGCAAUCAAACCCAAAAUGUCUGCAGUUGCCUCAUCUUAAAGGCGUCUGGACACUUGUGUAUACUUCACCGAGUCGGCUCAGUCUCAGAUCAUUCGACAUUCUACUGA